UGACGCCACUCGCGGUGGUCGCCACCUCCCUCCAGCCCAGGCCCAGGUCGGCCGAAGAAAGAAGGCUCGGCCCUCUCAACGGCGGCCCAGGCUACACGUCUGCUCUCUUCCACACCGCCGGCGUCCCUUGCUCCUCCGUCCGCUUCUAUCCUCCCUCCCGGCGACUUGCUCCGCCCGCUCCUAUCCACCGUGCGGCGCUCGCAUGGACGACGGGCCGCGCGGUGUCGUGCCCUGUCGCCUGACGACGGAGGCGGCACGGUCAGCUGCGUGCGGUGGGAGGUAGAGAAGAAAUGCCCGCGCGCCGCUACCCUCUCACCAUCGCCGCCGCCGUUGCCGCUAAAUCCCACGCCACGCUGCUCAAGUCAGGCGUCACUUCCCCCACGCCCUGGAACCAGCUCCUCACCGCAUACUCCCUCUCCCCGCUCGGCCUCGUCGCCGCGCGCCAGGUGUUCGACCAAAUACCCCGCCCGGACGCCGCCUCCUGGAACUCCCUCCUCACCGCGCACGUCUCCGCCGGCGCGCAUUCCGCUGCAUACCGCAUCUUCCAAGCCAUGCACGAGCAGGGACUCGCCGCCAACACCUUCGCCCUCGGCCCCACUCUCCGCUCCGCUGCUGCCGUGGGCUGCCCUGCUCUCGGCGCCCAGCUGCACUCGCUCAUCGUCAAAGCUAUCCUGGCCGACAAUGUCUUUGCUGCGACCGCAUUGCUUCACAUGUAUGCCAAAUGUGGCCGCAAGAGGGAUGCUCGUCGGGUGUUCGAUGGAAUGCCGGAGCGGAACACUGUUUCUUGGAACGCCCUCGUUGCUGGUUAUGUGGAGUCUGGGAAGGUUGCUCCAGCAGUUCGGCUGUUUGUUGAGAUGGAGAGGGAGGGGUUGCUUCCUGAUGAGGCAACAUUCGCGGCGUUGCUCACAGCGGUCGAUGACUCCAGUCAUUUCUUGAUGCAUCAGCUGCAUGGGAAGAUUGUCAAAUAUGGAUCGGCAUUGGGUUUGAUAGUGUUGAAUGCAGCAAUCACUGCCUACUCACAAUGUGGGGCCCUGGCAAAUUCUAGAAGGAUCUUUGAUGAAAUUGGGAACAGAAGGGAUUUGAUCUCAUGGAACGCAAUGCUUGGAGCUUACGCUUCCCAUGGGAUGGAGCAUGAGGCGAUGGGAUUCUUUGCUAACAUGAUGCGAGCGGGUGGAGUGCAGCCUGACAUGUAUAGUUUCACAAGUAUCAUAAGUGCGUGCGCGGAGCAUCGUGAUCAGGGAGGGACAGUAAUUCAUGGUCUGGUGAUCAAGAAUGGCUUUGAAGGAGUUACGCAUGUUUGCAAUGCUCUAAUUGCCAUGUACACUAGAUUUAGUGAGAACUGCAUGAUGGAAGAUGCAUAUAAGUGCUUUGAUCCCUUGCUGCUCAAGGACACCGUCUCCUGGAAUUCUAUGUUAACUGGGUAUUCGCAGCACGGCUUGAGUGCUGAUGCCUUGAGAUUCUUCAGAUGUGUGCAGUCAGAAAAUAUUAGAACUGACGAGUAUGCAUUCUCUGCUGCCCUGCGUUCAUGCUCAGACCUUGCUUUACUUAGGCUAGGUAGACAAAUACACGGUUUAGUCACCCAUUCUGGUUUUGCCUCCAACAAUUUUGUUUCCAGCUCGCUGAUCUUCAUGUAUUCUAAGAGUGGUGUUCUUGAUGAUGCAAUGAAGUCUUUUGAGGAGGCAGACAAGAGUAGCUCGGUGCCAUGGAACUCUAUGAUGUUUGGUUAUGCGCAGCAUGGACAGGCCCAGGCCGUGCGCAGCCUCUUCAAUCAGAUGCUGGAGCUUAAGGUUCCUUUGGAUCAUAUUACAUUUGUUGGCCUGAUUACUGCCUGCAGUCAUGCUGGUCUUGUGGAUGAAGGUUCAGAAAUCCUCAAUACGAUGGAAAAUAGGUAUGGAAUUCCUCUUCGGAUGGAGCAUUAUGCAUGCGGCAUUGAUCUGUAUGGGAGGGCUGGGCAGCUUGACAAAGCAAGAGAGCUUAUUGACUCUAUGCCAUUUGAACCAGACGCCAUGGUGUGGAUGACCCUAUUAGGUGCUUGCAGAAUCCAUGGGGAUAUGGAACUAGCGAGUGAUGUGGCCAGCCAUCUAUUGGAGGCAGAACCUAGACAGCACUCCACCUAUGUUCUCCUCUCCAGCAUGUAUUCUGGUCUUGGGAUGUGGAGUGAUAGAGCAAUCGUGCAGAAGGAAAUGAAGAAUAAAGGAUUAAGCAAAGUCCCUGGUUGGAGCUGGAUCGAGGUGAAGAAUGAGGUGCACUCUUUCAAUGCAGAGGAUGGAUCGCACCCAAGGAUGGAUGAAAUAUAUGAGAUGUUGAGUUUGUUGCUUCACAAUUUUCCUGUGCAGCCUGUGCAUCAAGAAACAACUGGAGCCAUCGACUGCUAACUAUCAAAUUAUGGGCAUUAACCAGCCAGCCCCUGUUGGAGAUGAUUGAGCACACUUCUCUUGUAUAUUCUGUGGAUGCACAUUCAUCUGCUCUGAUUGCUAGUGGCAGUGAAGACCGCUGUGUCAAUAUAUGAAAGGUCAUCUGUUUUGUGUGCUUUGGAAAAUUCAUGUUAAAAUUCAGUUGUAAUUUUUCAUUGGAUAUGAUUUGUUUAUACUUAUAUCUUCUCUAUUGAACAACUCUUGAAACCCCGGCCUUUCCAUUGGUGGUACUAUCCAUUCUACAAAUGGAUUUUUCUAAAUAAAUGUCAAUUGUAGUGAA
This is a messenger RNA of Triticum urartu, 2694 nucleotides long. The record is from RefSeq and is a predicted model, not a curated record. Lineage: Eukaryota; Viridiplantae; Streptophyta; Magnoliopsida; Poales; Poaceae.